UCCUCUCGUCCUGCUCCUGCACCCAUGUCCUCUCGUCCUGCUCCUGCACCCAUGUCCUCUUGUCCUGCUCCUCCACCCAUGUCCACUCUAGUUCCGGCAGCCGUCAAGGUGUCUAGUGAAGGCAACGUCUUCAUUAUGACAGCAACAAAGGCUUCGGAGGCUGUAAUUGACGAUAUUGAUGACAGUAAUGGUGUGAUAGAUGAUGAUAUUGAUGACAGUGAUGGUGUGAUAGAUGAUGAUAUUGAUGACAGUGAUGGUGUGAUAGGUGAUGAUAUUGAUGACAGUGAUGGUGUGAUAGAUGAUGAUAUUGAUGACAGUAAUGGUGUGAUAGGUGAUGAUAUUGAUGACAGUGAUGGUGUGAUAGGUGAUGAUAUUGAUGACAGUAAUGGUGUGAUAGAUGAUGAUAUUGAUGACAGUGAUGGUGUGAUAGGUGAUGAUAUUGAUGACAGUAAUGGUGUGAUAGAUGGUGAUAUUGAUGACAGUGAUGGUGUGAUAGGUGAUGAUAUUGAUGACAGUGAUGGUGUGAUAGAUGAUGAUAUUGAUGACAGUAAUGGUGUGAUAGAUGAUGAUAUUGAUGACAGUAAUGGUGUGAUAGGUGAUGAUAUUGAUGACAGUAAUGGUGUGAUAGAUGAUGAUAUUGAUGACAGUAAUGGUGUGAUAGAUGAUGAUAUGGAUGAUAUUAACGGUAUGAUAGAUGAUGAUAUUGAUUGUGUGAUAGGUGAUGAUAUUGAUGAUAGUGUGACUACUUAG
Molecule: messenger RNA, 750 nt
Organism: Procambarus clarkii (red swamp crayfish)
Lineage: Eukaryota; Metazoa; Arthropoda; Malacostraca; Decapoda; Cambaridae
Source: RefSeq, a predicted model, not a curated record